AUGAGUUACUCGGAUUCUCAGCCUCAUUUCUCACAGCAAUCGUUUCAAUCAGGUAGUGAUGCAAUUGGCAUCUGGCCUCAAUUCUCAAUGAGCGGCAAUGAACAAUUUGAUCCGUCUUCGCCCUUUGAGCAACUGCAACAACACCAACCUCCUUACAAGAGGGCCAAGAAUUCGUCUGAUGAUGACAACAGCCAGCCUGCGAGUUCAAGGAUGCCGAUGCCACCACCGAGCAACCUUCCUAUCAACCGAGGGACGACUAACAUCUUCUUCAAGACUAGAAUGUGCGCUAAGUUUAAGACUGGGACAUGUAGGAAUGGAGAGAAUUGCAAUUUUGCUCAUGGGAUGCAGGAUUUGAGGCAGCCCCCUCCCAAUUGGCAAGAGCUAGUUGGUGUUAGUGCUGGUGGUGGUGGACGGGUUGAAGAGGAUAAUAGUAGGCAGCCGCCGGUGGUGAAUUGGGAGGAUGAUCAGAGGAUAAUUCUUAAGAUGAAAUUGUGUAAGAAGUUUUGUAAUGGGGAGGAGUGUCCGUAUGGGGAUAGGUGCAAUUUCCUGCACGAGGAGCCUGCGAAGUUUAGGAGUGAUGCAGGCGGGAGGUUUAGGGAGAGUGCUGCAAUAAGCAUUGGGACUACUGGGAUGCCUACCAUGAAUGGAAGUGGUGGUGGUGGAUAUGCUCUGCCUGAAGCUGUUAGGCCUGCUCAGAAUGCUGCUUCUGGUUCAGAUGCGCUUAGGGCCAUGAUGAUGAAGCCUGUGUACUGGAAGACCAAAUUGUGCUCUAAAUUUGAGAUCACAGGUCAUUGCCCCUUUGGUGAGAAAUGCCACUUUGCUCAUGGACUAGCAGAAUUACAAGCUCAUGGCGGACGGCUAGAUGGGGAACCAGUGAAUCAGGGCUCCAUUUUAACAAAGCAGUCGUCUGUUCUUGGCAACGGCAAUCCAUCCCCAAGCAUUGCAGCAAGCAUGGCUAACUCUGUUGAAGACUCGCAGGGUAGGAAGAAGUGCCUGCUCAAGUGGAAAGACCCAAAGAAGCUCAACAACAUUUAUGGUGACUGGCUCGAGGAUCAGCCAUUAAUACUGAACUUGACAAACGUGGAGGGCUGAGAGCGCUUCUGAUUUGCUUCGUCAAGGAGAAGUCGACGAGGAAGGCAUGGAAGUUUUGGAUGAGGAGGACGGAGACAGGGACAGAUGUCGGCAACCUACCCGCGGGCCGCGGCUCGCCUUUCCUGAGUCACCACCAUAGCCAAACAAAGCUCCAACCUUUUUCGUCCACAUUCAACCCGAAACCCAGCUAAUGACACAGCAAUUUAUAAUCGAGCCAUGCUCCUUUCCCUAUUCCCUUCUUCUUCUUCUCCACCCAACUGUGCUUUCAUUUCCUCUCUUCUUCUGAACCCCCGACGAACUUCCCCUGCUUCUCCCUUCUUUCUCAGAGCAGCCACAACCAGAGCUAUCUCCUUGUGCUUUACAACCACCAGCACCACCAUGUCCGUUAACUUGCAAACACACGCCUUCGCCGGCAACCCUCUGAGAUCCACAAUUCCCAAGCCCGGCGACCCGUUUUCCCCAUCCUCCGCCCUCGAAACCCUCAAGAGCCGGCUCAUGGAGAGUGCUAGUAGUAAUCACAGCCAGUUGCUUUCUCCUAGUUUCCAGGUUCUGCCCUUCAGAAAGGGCAGGCCUCUGGCUUCUUCCGUCGAUGGGGACGGUGCUUCGGGGCGGAAUUGGCAUCUGGGCUGGAUUGGUCUUGCUGAUUGCAGAAGGUUUCUGGCCAAGUCUGGUGUUGAAUUGACCGCCGAGAGCUUGGUGUUUCUGGGUUUCAUGCCUGAUGAGGAUGUGGUUUACUGGGCAAUUGAUGUUUCUAGCGAGAGUAGUUUGGUUCCUGAAUUUGGCGGGAAGCGGCUCUGUUUUGUGGAGUUGAGGACUCUCAUGGUGGCUGCUGAUUGGACUGAUGAUCGAGUCAUGGCGGAUUUGGCCAUUGCUGGUCAUGCAAGAGCAUUGCUAGAAUGGCAUAAGCUAAGUCGUUUUUGUGGAUCAUGUGGAGCAAAUACUGUCCCUGCCGAAGCUGGCAGAAGGAAACAGUGCUCCAAUGAGACAUGUAAGGCGAGGGUGUAUCCUCGUAUUGAUCCGGUUGUGAUCAUGUUGGUUAUCGACAAAGAGAAUGAUCGAGUCCUUUUGAGCAGACAAUCGAGAUUUGUACCUCGAAUGUGGAGUUGCUUAGCUGGGUUUAUAGAGCCUGGAGAAAGCUUAGAGGAAGCUGUGAGGAGAGAAACUUUUGAAGAGGCUGGAAUUGAAGUAGGAGAAGUUGUGUAUCAUAGCUCUCAGCCAUGGCCUGUUGGCCCAAACAGCAUGCCAUGCCAACUGAUGGUAGGUUUCUUUGCUUACGCAAAAACACUGGAAAUCAAUGUUGAUAAAACAGAGUUAGAAGAUGCGAAAUGGCUCAGUCGAGAAGACGUGCAGAAGGCACUGUCUUUAGCAGAGUACAAGAAAGCACAAACAACAGCAGCAGCCAAAGUAGAGCAGAUGUGCAAGGGCGUCGAGAAAGGUCAGAGCUUGUCUGCAGAUUUCAAUGUAGAAAGCGGCGAACUCGCUCCUAUGUUCUUCCCUGGCCCUUCCGCAAUCGCUCAUCACCUCAUCUCUUCGUGGGUCCACGGCCAGACAACAAUCGGCGGUGGUGGGAGACAAAUCAGUACUUCUCUCUCAAAUCUAUAGCUCCUCUACUCAUCAUCCCCAGAAAACAUCACCAAACCCCGGCUGUGUCUAGUGUAUAUUAUAGCACCUCUCCAGUAAUGCUUUGCAAAAGUGCAGAAAGUAUCAACACCCCCUUUGUUUUUCGAUUUGGGAUGAUGAUGCUUUCUGGAACAACAACUUGAGUGUAUUCGAUUGAUCAAGAAGUUGAUUAUCAGACUGUACCAACUGUGAUCAACCAGUCGAAUCAAAAUGGUUUGUGUAUGUUUAUAUGUUCAUUCAUAUAGCAGGAGGAACCCCAUUUUACUAGUAGCUAGAAUGAUCAUCGGCGCGCAUCUGCCCUUUCAAUCUCGCCCAACUCAAGACUGCCCUUGCCAAGGCAUCCACGGGUAUCAUACACUUCUUGAGAAGAGGAUCCUUAUCCGGCAAAAUCCCUUGAAUCUCAUCAGAAGCAAGAAUUACAAUGUUCACUCCCCUCACCAGAAGUAUCUGAAUUGCUAUUCUCAACAAGAUCUGAGCUCCCUCCAUGUCCCCCUUGCUCAAUGCUUCAAUCCCAGGUAUCAAAAUGUGAUUCACUGUCGCCUUAUCAGGCACCACAGCUUCAAACCCCUGUUUCUGCAACAUCUCCUGGUAAAAACCAGCUUCAAGAACUGCAUACGUGGCAAGCACACCAAUCCUGACGGCAGUCCCGCCGACGAUCGGCUUCAAAUUAGCAUCCCUCAGCUCGCCGGCGACACAGUUGCCGAAAUGGAAAAAAGGCAGGGGACAUCCUUCUGAUAUCUCACCGUACCAAUGAUGAGACACGUGGCAUGGCAUAACCAGGCAGUGAACUCCUGAUUGCUCCAAGAACAUCCUCUUUCCACGCAAGUUGUCGACGAUCACCGGACUGCUACAAUUGGGCCGCAGCCCAAUCAAUGUUGGAUCGUAGCUGAGAAGGAACGGCGGGCAAUCUUCGGAUUCUCUCGAGCUCAUCCAAGCUAGCUUUUCUAAGAAAGUGAGAGCAGAGUAAACAGAGACUCCGGCAAUGAUCCCCACUGUAUUCUUCCGGUGACUCAUUGGUAGGCGAAGAGCUUGAUUCCUCGUCGCAGAGGAUCCUGCGCCGGCGAUUCUCCUCGAAAGAAGCGAACUUCUGGAUUCCAUGUCAGGCUGGAGAAACAUUCUGCAGAUCAGAAAUUGUGAAGAACCCAGAUUCUGGUACAUCGCAAGAUCCAACAUUUCCUCCGAAAUUUCGAAACCCGAAUCAAACCCAGAUCAGGAAAUGGGAAAUCCUGAUCAUGGGUUCUUGAGAGUUUGGUAACUGGUAAGCAAAAAUUCUGCAAAGGUGAGAACUUUUUAAGACUUGAGAAGCGCCAUUGGAGGAAAGUGGUGGUACGAUUUUGGGGUCGAGCGGCAGGGGAUUAAUGAUGUUGCCAACUAUGCUUCUGGAAUUUGCAUUCGUAAACCAGACAGAAUCAUAUGAUGAUAACGUUAAUUAAUGAAACCUGGCCAUGUGAGGACAAAGAAUCUAGUUUCCAACAGCUGUGGGUGAGGGAUUGGGGUGUUUGGUAUCUUUCGAUUCAUCACUGUCUCGCUGACAGGAAAGGGAAGAUAUGGAAGAGGUGAUUGAUUGAUUGGGUGGGGGGAAAGGACAGAAGUGAACGGUGUCUAUUGCCCAGUGGCUGGGAAAUUUUGUCUUCCUCCAUGUGAAUGAAUCUCUUUUGCACCCCAUAUCUGACAAAGAUACCAAAUUUGGAAACUGUAAAAUAUUCUAUGUUAUGCUCUUUCUUUAACACUCUGUUUGGGAAGAGGGGUAAAUGGGAGGAGGGUGCAAAUGU
Molecule: messenger RNA, 4484 nt
Organism: Linum tenue
Lineage: Eukaryota; Viridiplantae; Streptophyta; Magnoliopsida; Malpighiales; Linaceae
Source: the annotation of a GenBank genome assembly